GCAGGAAUGUGAAAUGCACCUGAACUCGUUCCUGCAGGAGGAAGAAUGAGUGCAGAAUGUGGACAACCAACCAACCUACCUGUUCCCGGACAUAAGUUCCCCUGGCAGGACUGAGGAAAACCAUUAUCCAUUCAUUCCUCAAACUCCCCUUCCACUGUGGCGUUGUUGGUCUUAACAAUUAAAAGCUGCCAGUAGAAGUUGGACAACAAUGGAGGAGUGCUGCAUUUCUGCCGAGGACGCAGAGAGAGUCAGGAUACACAGAGCAAUAGAGCAACAGCUACGUCGUGACAAGAGAGAUUCUCACCGGGAGUUUAAGCUGCUGCUGUUAGGGACCGGUGAAAGCGGGAAGAGCACAUUCAUCAAACAGAUGAGGAUCAUCCAUGGCAGAGGAUACAGUGAAGCCGACAGGAGGGGUUUCACUCGGCUGGUGUUUCAGAACAUUGUCACAGCCAUCCAGUCUCUGAUUCACGCCAUGAGGACAUUACAGAUUGACUACACUGAACACCACAACACUAGCCAUGCGGACAGGCUGAGCAAAGUGGAGGCAACCCAGGUGUUCACUCUGGAGCCUUGGCAGGUGGAUGCCAUAAAGAAAGUGUGGAAUGACCAAGGUGUUCAAAAGUGCUACGACCGCAGGAGGGAAUUCCAGUUAUCCGACUCUGCCAAAUAUUACCUGAGCGACUUGGACAGAAUCACAGGCCUGUUUUACAUCCCUACCGUGCAGGACAUCUUGAGGGUCAGGGUCCCCACCACAGGCAUCAUAGAGUACCCCUUUGACCUUUCCAAAGCUAUCUUCAGGAUGGUGGAUGUGGGUGGUCAGCGUUCAGAGAGGAAGAAAUGGAUCCACUGUUUUGAAGAUGUCACCUCCAUCAUUUUCCUGGCGGCCCUCAGCGAGUAUGAUCAAGUGCUUUAUGAAAAUGACAAUGAUAAUCGACUGAAAGAAAGCCUCGCCUUGUUUAAGACCAUUCUUUCAUACAAUUGGUUUCAAGAGUCCUCCACCAUCCUCUUUCUGAACAAAACAGACCUGCUUGAAGAGAAAAUCUCACAUUCCCAUUUGGCAACUUACUUUCCAGCCUACAAAGGGCGUCAGAAUGAUGCUGAAUCCGCCAAAAAGUUCAUCCUGCAAAUGUACAUCGAUAAUCACAGUGGACACGAGAAACCCUUUUACACACACUACACCUGUGCCACGGACACCGAAAACAUCCGCGUUGUCUUCAAAGCCGUCAAAGACACACUCUUCAGCGAUAACCUUAAAAAGUUCAACCUUGAGUAAAAGAAGUCUGGGGACAAAGUGAUCUCUUUCACCUUUAGGAACAAGAAAGCUCUUGGUAACAACUACAUGGAUAUUUUCUCUGUUACGUGCUGUUGGCCCUCAGAAAGCACGGUCAGGUAACAUUUUUAUAUCAGUACUGUCAAACACAGACAGUUUGUGUGUGUGCCCUGUUUUUCAUCACUGUUCAUCAUGAAGUUUAAUAUUGGGCAUUUAUAUUUGCUGCAGGAGGGAAAUGGACUCCUGCUGCUUUGGUUCUUCUACUGAAGUGUUACAGAUUAUUUCCUAUUCUAAUGUUAUGUCUGAGAAUCAGCUGAUGGUAUCAAACUGGUUUGGCAGAGGCUGAUUUAGCAAGAAUUCCAGCCACCCUGCAUUGCUACAUUGGGAGGAGGAGGCAAAGGAUCAUCUACUGGAAAUUCAGUGUCUUAACAUUUAUUUAUACUAAUGAGUAAUGAGUGUGCAACAACCACAAGCAUGAAGGCUGUGAAAUGUUCCUACUUACAGUCACUUAAUACAUAUUAAACCAACUGAUGUUUUCAAACAAA
Molecule: messenger RNA, 1815 nt
Organism: Paralichthys olivaceus (Japanese flounder)
Lineage: Eukaryota; Metazoa; Chordata; Actinopteri; Pleuronectiformes; Paralichthyidae
Product: guanine nucleotide-binding protein subunit alpha-14-like
Biological process (GO): adenylate cyclase-modulating G protein-coupled receptor signaling pathway; phospholipase C-activating dopamine receptor signaling pathway; action potential
Cellular component (GO): heterotrimeric G-protein complex
Molecular function (GO): GTPase activator activity; G-protein beta/gamma-subunit complex binding; guanyl nucleotide binding
Source: RefSeq, a predicted model, not a curated record